This is a messenger RNA of Capsicum annuum, 1348 nucleotides long. Its product is annotated as 1-aminocyclopropane-1-carboxylate oxidase 2. The transcript is spliced from 4 exons. Lineage: Eukaryota; Viridiplantae; Streptophyta; Magnoliopsida; Solanales; Solanaceae. Bases 207 to 1157 code for a protein of 316 amino acids. The record is from RefSeq and is a predicted model, not a curated record.
AAAAAAAAAAAAUACCACUAUUCAAUUAUUAACUACUCUAAUAACACCCCUAUAUGUAUUUCUUUCCCUAUAAAUACCAAAUAAAGCCUCAAACUUACUACACAUAAAAACUCACCUUCAACAUCUUCCAUCUUGUUAUACACACAUCAAAAACUCAUUUCUUCUUUCUCAAACACACAUUUCUUUCAUUCUUCAAGAAAUUAAAGAUGGAGAACUUCCCAAUUAUCAACUUGGAAAAACUCAAUGGCACAGAUAGAGCUGCCACCAUGGAAAAGAUUAAUGAUGCUUGUGAAAACUGGGGUUUCUUCGAGUUGGUGAACCAUGGAAUACCACAUGAAGUAAUGGACACUGUGGAGAAAUUAACAAAGGGACAUUACAAGAAGUGUAUGGAAGAGAGAUUUAAAGAAUUGAUAGCCAAGAAAGGACUUGAAGGUGUUGAAGCUGAGGUUACUGAUAUGGAUUGGGAAAGUACUUUUUUCUUGAGACAUCUUCCUGUUUCUAACAUCUCUGAAAUACCUGAUCUUGAUGGUGUAUAUAGGGAAGUUAUGAGGGAUUUUGCUAAAAGAUUAGAGAAACUAGCAGAGGAACUCUUGGAUUUACUUUGUGAAAAUCUUGGUCUACCAAAAGGUUACUUGAAAAAUGCAUUUUAUGGCUCAAAAGGUCCAAAUUUUGGGACUAAAGUUAGCAACUACCCACCAUGCCCAAAACCAGACUUGAUCAAGGGACUCCGCGCCCACACGGACGCUGGUGGCAUAAUCCUUCUCUUCCAAGAUGACAAAGUGAGCGGCCUACAACUCCUCAAAGGCGAUCAAUGGAUCGAUGUCCCUCCUAUGCGCCACUCCAUCGUGGUUAACCUAGGCGACCAACUCGAGGUGAUCACUAAUGGGAAGUACAAGAGUGUGAUGCACAGAGUGAUAGCACAAAAAGAUGGGACUAGGAUGUCAUUAGCAUCCUUCUACAAUCCAGGAAGUGAUGCAGUGAUUUAUCCAGCACCAACUCUAGUUGAGAAAGAGGCAAAGGAUCAAAACAAACAAGUUUACCCCAAAUUUGUAUUUGAUGAUUACAUGAAGUUAUAUGUUGGUCUUAAAUUUCAAGCCAAAGAGCCAAGAUUUGAAGCCAUGAAAGCUAUGGAAACUGAUCCAAUUGCAACUGCUUAAUUAAUUACGUACAUUCAAACUCAAGAUUAUUUGUGAUUGAAGUAGUACAACACUUUAUUUGUUUCUUUAGUAUAGUGGAAUUUUAUAUAUUUUUGAGUGUCCCUACUACAUGUGUGGUAAAGAGGAGUAAAGUUUGUAUCUUAUACAGAUUUUGAUACCCAAAAUGAGUUGUGUUCCUUCUUUUGUCAUUA